Vanessa atalanta (red admiral) is the source of this 1721-nucleotide messenger RNA. Its product is annotated as solute carrier family 22 member 16-like. The record is from RefSeq and is a predicted model, not a curated record. The transcript is spliced from 10 exons. Gene Ontology annotation, molecular function: transmembrane transporter activity. NCBI's taxonomy places the organism in Eukaryota, Metazoa, Arthropoda, Insecta, Lepidoptera, Nymphalidae. Gene Ontology annotation, biological process: transmembrane transport. The coding region runs from base 71 to 1654 and encodes 527 amino acids. Gene Ontology annotation, cellular component: membrane.
CCUGUGUCAAGUCAGCUUAUAAUGCACAAAAUUUAUCGAAGUAAUUUAAUAAAUUAAUAAAUAAGUGAAAAUGAGUGAAGUGAAUUUGCAAGCUUUGGGUAAACGGAGUAAUGAUGGCCUCAACACCACUUUGAAGACAACGAUGCAGGAGUACGACACAGCACUCAAGGCAUGCGGUUUUGGAUUAUUUCAUAUAAGACUUUUAUGCACUUCCUUUGUCGGUAUGGCAUCUGGUAUUGUGAUAACGAAUACAGCACCCUAUAUAUUACCGAUAGCUGAAUGUGAUCUCAACAUGAAUCUUAUACAGAAAGGAGUAUUGAACGCCAUGCCUUAUUCUGGUAUGAUAUUGAUAUCAGUGAUCGCUGGCUUUCUAACCGACACAUUUGGAAGGAAAAUAUUCUUGAUACUUGGAUAUGGCGGUUUAUUUCUUUGUACAUUUAUAAGUGCAUUGAGUCAAAGUUAUUUGGUUUUAGUCAGCGCUAAAUUUUUCGAAGGAGUAUUAUUUGCCAUAUCUUUCACAUCGUUAUUGGCAUUAACAUCAGAAUUUUGUCACAAUGGAAUAAGAGAUCGUAUAAUGUUAUUGCAGUCGUCAUUCGCUGCGAUAUCUCAAAUUGUUGUAGCUCUCAUAUCCUGGACGAUAUUACCGAAUAAUUGGAGCAGUACCUUUUUCAAUGGGACAAUUGUGCUGAAUACAUGGAACUAUUAUCUCUUGAUCGUGUCUCUAUUCCCAAUAUCAGCGUGCAUCAUGUAUAUAUUCUUGCCGGAAAGUCCAAAAUACUGCAUAACUCAGAAGCGAUACGAUGAAGCGAGAGAAGCACUACUUCAUAUAUAUAAACAAAAUACAAGAAAGCCAGUCGAUACAUAUCCGUUUGUCAAUAUAUGGAAAGAUAAAAAUAAACUAGCAAUCGAUGAAACCCCAGAGCACGGAGCGCCGAAGAGCUUCAGUCAAAUGUUGUCUGUUGGUUUUCAUAACGUCAAACCAAUGUUCCACAGACCUUUGGGCUUAUACGUGCUCCUGUUUUGCACCAUGAAUUUCUUUAUUAUGAAUAUGUUCAAUGUCAUCAGGCUGUGGUUCCCGCAGCUGUCAACGAUCGUGGAGUACUAUGCCAAUGCGGAUACUCAAGAUUUAUGCGUGAUGCUCGAUAGUUACACCCAUGAUUUGAAAAUGCAAAGUCUUAAUGCAACCCCGGAUGAUAUAUGUGUGCCUAAAGUCAGUGGAACUGAAACGUACGUCAACAGCAUUAUACUAGGAUCAAUAUGCAUAAUUCCUUAUAUUAUUAGUGGAGUAUUGGUUAAUAAAGUCGGGAAGAAAAACUUAUUCAUAGUGUGUGGAGUAUUAUGCGUGGCGACUACACUUGGACUAAGAUGGGUGAAUUCGAAGUUUGGAAUAGUGGCUUUAUUUUCUACUAUAACAGCGCUUGGCCAAAUCGAAUUGAGUCUUAAUCAAUUUAUGGUUAUAGAUCAAUUUCCAACCACAACAAGGUCCUUAGCUAUCGGGUUGGUUAUGAUGAUUGGUCGCACUGGAUCAUUGGUUGGUAACAUAAUAUUUCCUGUAUUAUUGAACAUUGGCUGCAUCGUACCAUUCUUUACUAUGGCGGGAACUAUGACAUUUGUUACAUUGCUGAGUUUCGUGAUACCAGUGAAGAAAAAAUGAGUAUUGGGUGAAGAUUUUUGUAUAUACAUAAUUUAAUUAUUCUUAGAAAAAUAAAAACUUUUUUUAA